This is a messenger RNA of Vespula vulgaris, 3182 nucleotides long. RefSeq names its product trichohyalin-like (gene twy). Lineage: Eukaryota; Metazoa; Arthropoda; Insecta; Hymenoptera; Vespidae. Gene Ontology annotation, biological process: establishment of epithelial cell polarity; cilium assembly. The transcript is spliced from 13 exons. The coding region runs from base 170 to 3136 and encodes 988 amino acids. The record is from RefSeq and is a predicted model, not a curated record. Gene Ontology annotation, cellular component: ciliary basal body; centriole; ciliary transition fiber.
GUGACAGCUUUACCUGACCGUCAAACAUGAAUGACAUGUAUAUUCGAUAUCGAGCGGCGUGAUAUAUUAAACAUUUGUUACACUUUCCUCUGAUUUUGUUUAAUAAUUUGUUUUAGUAAUUUUAUAAUUACUUUCUACGAGUAACAAGAAAUCUUUAUAUUUUGUACAAAUGGCUGAUCUUUCUGAUGAUUCAGAUAUAAAUCCAGAAGAAAUUGCACGUAUAGUAGAAGAUAUUGAUAAUCUAGAUAAUGACUUACUUAAUAGCUCGUUUAAAAAAGCAAGUCGUACUAAAAUAGAUACUGAAGAUUCUACAUUACUGAAUAAUACAGACAUCAAGAAAAAGGUUCUAUUCAAAGACUUUAACAAAGAUGAUCCUCUGGCAGAUUUAAUAUCAGAUGAAGAAGAAAUACCACUAAAGCAAAAAAAUGUAAUUACACAAAAUGCUAAAAGUACUUUAAUGGAAAGUUUAUUUGGUAUAAAAACUAUAACCAGUUCUGCAUCUAGUAUCAGAUCAAGCGAUAGACCUAUACAUCCACUAUCGGAUGUAAGUACAGAUAACAUUAACCUGGUAAAAAGUUCAUUAAAUCAAGAUAGUCAAUUAAAUUUAAAAGAUGAAUCUAUAAUUUCUGAAAAUAAGCCAUUGAAGCAAGUAAAUAUACAUAAAACGCAAAGUACUUCUUAUAUUAAUGAUGGUACUACAGCGAGUUCGCUUAAUAAGUUGAAAUCAGCAACUGGUAAAUCACAGAAAUCAUUAUUAAUAGAAGACUUAUUUGGAAACAGACAACAUUCGACUUCCAUCCAGAAUAUCAAUUCUCAACAAACUCUUGAUAGUCUUGGUACCAAAACAAUUACAGAAUACACAGCAGAUGUUAUCAAAGAAGAUAAUCCAAUCAAAUCUACAAUGCUUGGAUAUGCUCCUACUGUUUCAGUACCUAGAGAAUCUCGUAGGGGAAGAAAAACCUCUAGUAUAAUUCAUGAUCCUUUAGGUUUACUUUCUUCACCUCAAGCUGAAUAUACUUCAGAAUUGAUAUCCAAAAAAACUGAAACUGCUGAAGAUUCAAAUAAAAAGAAAUCAGCAAAUCAAAAUCUACCAGAAUGGCUAGGUGGAACAAAAACAUCAGACAAUAAAAAACUACAGGAAGUUGAACAAUCAUCAUUGCAUAAUAUAGAACAAGAUAUUACACAACAAAACCCGUCUUUUGAAAAUACUCAGAUACGUCAUAAUUACACAAGUAAAGCAAUAGAGACAGAUAACGAUGACAUGAAUAAUACAGCUGUACGAGACGAAGAGUUACCAAUACUAAUUGGUACACAGUUUGAUCAACAUGCAGCAAUUAUGACUAUGCAACAGCAGGAACAUGAACUAAGAACAGCUACAACUUUAUCUCAUCAGAAUGAUCAAUUAAGUAAGCUGAUAGAAACUCAAAAAUACAAAUUAACUGAACAAGAAAAACAAUUUAAUAUGCUUAUUAAAAAACAAAUGGACAGACAAAUUUUGCUUGAAGCACAAAUGAGACAACAACAAGAGCGUAUUAAUCAUUAUAUUCAGACAUUGAUGGCUCAACCCACAUCUUUGCCAAUACCUAUUAAUUUUUCAAUGAAUCAAACUACAGAAGAUACAAAAGAGGAAGAUACUAAAGUUGUUUUAGAGAAAUCUAUAGACAAAUUAGAAUCCGAAAAAUUAUAUCUGGAAAAUAUACUAAAAAGUUUAAAUGAAAGACAUGAAUACGAAUUAAUAAUUCAUGAAGAUUCGUACAAAAGGCAGAUUACAUUUCUUCAAGAAACAAUGGACAAACUUGAAAAGAGAUUUCGUCAUGAAAUUGAGACUUUACAAAAUGAUUAUGAAUUACAAAUUGAAAAAAUUAAGGCAGAGAAAAUACAAAUAGAAAUGGCGUAUAAAGAAGAAAUAGAAAAUUUAAAGAAAGAACAUGUAAAAUCCAUUCAAGAAAUUUAUGAAAGGCAUUCUAUCAACAUACAUAUUUUACAAAAGGAACAUUCGCAAACUCUGGAAAAUAUAUCUAGAGCUAAAGAAUGUGAAAAUUUAGCAGUAACAGCUGUAACAACUCUCAAAUCAGAUAUGGAAGAGAUGUUGCAUAAAACUAGUAUUUUAAUCACCAAUAUAAAGACUGUACACGAAAAAUUAAAAAAAAAGGAUGAAAAAAUUGAUAAAACAAAAGACGAAUAUCUAAAAUUAGAAAAAGAAUAUUUGGAAGCAGAAAGACAAAGUACGGAAAGGCAAAAGGGAAUCUUGGAAGAAGAACGUAAAGAAAUUGUGGAGUCCAUGAAAAAGCUUGAAUUACAAUUUGUACAGCUUACAUCGGAUAUCCAAAAACGAAGCCUACAAUAUGAUGAAGCAGAAGAAAGACUUAAAACAAAAGAGCAAACAUUAACAAAAGAAAGAGAAAUAUUUGAACAGAAAGUAAUUUGGGAACAUAAACAUUUAGAGAGUUUAAAGGAUGCAUGGAUAAAAGAACAAGAGAGACAGUUAGGAUUAAUUGCACAAGAAAGAGAAGCAGUUGUAACUGAACGUGCAAAAUUAGAAGUUUUUGAUAGAUUAAAAUGUGAUGAUAUGGCAAAGGCAGAGUUAGAAGCUGCUAUAAAAGCUGCUCAAAAUGCAAAUAAUCGUGCUAAUCAGGAGAGACUGAAAUGGCAAGAAAAAAUAAGAGAACUCGAAAUACAACAGCAACAGAUUCAAGGAAAAGAAAAUGAACUUAUACUACGUGCUAAGGAACUUGAAAACCUAACACAGUCUGCAUUAACAAAAAGAGAUGAAGGAAUAAAGGCAUUAAAACAAGCACAUCAAAUUGAUAAUCAACAUAAGGAAAGACUGGGUCAGUUACAAUUACAACUUGAAGUAUUAGCACAAAGAGAAACUAAAAUUGCUUCUGAAAAACUACAUUUAGCAAGAGAGAGAUUAGCAUUACGAACUUCUCAAACAGAAAAACCGGUAAAAGACAUAAAAGCAAAUAUUCAUUCUACGUACGAAGAUGGUUCAGCAGUUUUAUCAGAACUUCCUACUUCACAAGUUAUACCAUCUUACAUGGAUAUUAUUGAUCCUCAAUUAAUAAUGCUAAAAUUAAAUUUGGAUGAUCAAUUAGAUAUCACCAAUAAAUGCCUUGAAACAAUAGGUAUUUAAUAAAACAUUAAAUAGAAGUCUAUACAAAGAUUAUGUCCAUCCAUUU